Molecule: messenger RNA, 2029 nt
Organism: Oryza sativa Japonica Group (Japanese rice)
Lineage: Eukaryota; Viridiplantae; Streptophyta; Magnoliopsida; Poales; Poaceae
Product: probable U3 small nucleolar RNA-associated protein 7
Biological process (GO): maturation of SSU-rRNA from tricistronic rRNA transcript (SSU-rRNA, 5.8S rRNA, LSU-rRNA)
Cellular component (GO): small-subunit processome; 90S preribosome; nucleolus
Molecular function (GO): protein binding
Source: RefSeq, a predicted model, not a curated record
CCACCCUAGGCCAAUACAUCCGCGCGCCGCCGACUCCUCCUCUUGCCCCCCCUCUCGCCGCGCCGCCGCCGCCUCUGCCCGUCAGACACACCUCCCCCCUCCUCGAGGACAAGGGACUCUCCUCUCUCGCCGGCGGCGGCCGUCGGCGACGACGUACUAGUACUCCACCCCCACUCAGCUGUACUGACGCGGCUUGUGUGGAUCCGAGCUUGGAUUGGUCGAUUCCUUCUGUUCUCGUAACCAUGGCCAGUGCCAAGCCCGCCGCUGAACAGAAGGCUAUGGAAGGGGGCGAGCAGGAGGCUCUGGAUGAAAUGGAGAAGAAGGUGCACAAGUACUCGCGGGGGAAGGCUGCUUACCUUGGGACUCUUCGCGACAAGAAAUUGAAAGGGCAGCUCGCCGCAAGAGAGAAGCUCUAUGGACACUCCGCCAAAGCCGCCGUUCAGACCGAGAAGUGGCUCUUGCCUACCGAGGGCGGCUAUUUAGAGCCUGAUGAUGAUGGUCUGGAGAAGACGUACAGAUAUCAGCAAACUUCGCUCCGGGAGGACGUGGAUCUUUUGAGUUCAAGAAAGCCAUUUGAUAUGAUCUUACCUUUACUUGGCCCUUAUACUCUAGGAUACACGGGAAAUGGCCGGUAUAUGGUAGUAGGUGGACGAAAAGGUCAUGUCGCUAUGAUGGAUAUGUUGAAUUUGGAACUCGUCAAGGAGUUUCAGGUGAGGGAAACUGUGCGCGAUGUGGCAUUCUUACAUAAUGAGCAACUCUAUGCUGUCGCCCAGAAAAAGUACCCCUACAUAUAUAAUCGACAUGGCACAGAAAUUCACUGCUUAAAGGAACAUGGUAAAUCGUUGAAGCUCCAAUUUCUGGAAAAGCACUUUCUCUUGUCAUCAAUAAACAGCUUUGGGCAGCUCCAUUACCAAGAUAUAAGCACUGGUGAGAUGGUUGCAAAUUACAGGACAGGUCUGGGACGUACUGAUGUUAUGCGGCUAAAUCCUUACAAUGCUGUUAUUGGCCUUGGGCAUGCUGGUGGCAAAGUUACCAUGUGGAAGCCAACCAGUGUGAAACCCCUUGUCACAAUGCUGUGCCAUAGUGGCCCUGUGACAGCCAUUGCAUUUGACAGGGGUGGUCAUCUUAUGGCAACAGCAGGUGUUGACAGGAAGGUCAAGAUUUGGGAUCUCAGGAAGUAUGAGGUUAUAAAUUCUUAUGCUGCACGUGCACAAUCCCUGGAUUUCAGCCAGAAAGGUUUGUUGGCCUGCAGCAAUGGAUCUCAAGUAGAGAUAUUCAGGGAUACCGGGGGACAGGAUUAUAAAAUUUAUAUGAAACAUAGAAUGGUAAAGGGAUACCAGAUUGGGAAGGUUUUGUUCCGUCCUUACGAGGAUGUUCUGGGGAUUGGUCACUCCAUGGGCCUUUCUGCCAUUCUUGUUCCUGGAUCUGGUGAGCCAAACUUUGAUACCUUUGUUGACAACCCCGUUGAGACUUCCAAGCAGAGAAGGGAGAAGGAGGUGCAAUCCCUGCUUAACAAGCUCCAGCCAGAGACGAUAAUGCUUAAUCCGAACAUGAUAGCUACCGUAAGACCUUCAAGGAAGAAAGAGAAGAAGACCAAGAAGGAGAUUGAGGAGGAGAUGGAAGACGCCGUAGAGGCUGCCAAGAGCAUCGAGUUCAAGAAGAAGACCAAGGGUAGGAGCAAAGCCAGCAAGCGGGCCAAGAAGAGGGAGGAAGAAGUUUUGAAAGCCAAAAGGCCGUUCCUGGAGCAACACAAGGAAAACGAUGGGAGGCCUGACAAGAAACAGCGGGUCAGCGAGGAGAUUGAGCUGCCAAAGGCCUUGCAGCGGUUCGCAAAGAGUAGGCAGUGACAAUGGAGCACAGAAUUUUCUUUUUCUUUUUGUUUGCUGCAACCUCAUAUUUAUCACUAGUGUGCAUUGUAUCGUGUAGCUGGCAAAUGUCAUAUCUGCUUCCUUGUGAACCAUAGGCUUUUGCACAUGAGGCAAUGGUGCACAGAAGUAAGCACCCAAAUUUUGUUCUGAAUCUUUUGUGA